AUGGCAAAUCUCACCAGACAUGAGAGUGUUUCUGCUUCCUGGAUAAUGUCAGUAAGCUCAUCUAUGAUUGGGUCACUGAAUCCCAAUUCCUCAAGCACGGGGAAGAAACAAGUGUUUAGAGAAUUGCGAUAUCCCAUUCCACAAUCUGAGACUGAAUCAACAUACACAUCGAAUCUCCAUUUUGAUCGAUUGCAGCUGUCGGAUGAACAAGUGUUGGAUCAGGAAAAUCGACUUCAGUUUGGUCAGUUCAUGGCACAUGAAGCAGUGCUUGAUGAAGAAUAUUGGACAGCAGCAUGGCUGCGAGCUGAAUCUCACUGGGAAGAUCGCCAGAAUGAUCGAUACAUCAAUAACUAUAAAAGGAAAUAUGCAGAGCAGGAGUUUAAUGCCUUGAAAAGAAGAUGCAAAGCACAAAUUGGGCAGAGAUGCACCUGCAUUGUUGCUGUGCGGGCAGAAGAUAAAAUUAUCAGAUAUACAGUACUUAAGAGUAUCGUUGGGACACUAGAUUUGAUCAUCGGGCACUUGUCACAUGGAGAGGCUUUUCCUGGGGGAAGGGUGAAUUCCCCUGAUUUGAGCAACAUUGAGAGAAGAUCCUCCAAUAGAUAUGGUUAUAUUGCAAAUUUAUGUGUUUCCAAAUCUUCUCGAAGGCAAGGUGUUGCAAGAAACAUGUUGCAUUUUGCUAUUAGAUUGGCGAAAGAAAAUGGUGCAGAAAAGGUGUUCGUGCAUGUACAUACAAACAACGGACCUGCACAAAAGCUUUAUCAAAAGGUUGGCUUUCAGGUGGUCGAAGUGAAAAAUCAUAAACUCGCUGAAGAACAACCUCACUUGCUUUUCCUCAGAGCAUGAAACACAUUGAAUGCAAGUCAGUUUUUUUCUAUUUUUUGGCUCAUGAUAUAUUUGGAGUAUACCCUGCAUAUCUUAUUAGCUCCCAACAUGCCAAUUUUUCACAUGUAUGCAG
Messenger RNA from Solanum verrucosum, 955 nucleotides. RefSeq lists its product as uncharacterized. Bases 1 to 843 code for a protein of 280 amino acids. The transcript is spliced from 9 exons. Gene Ontology annotation, molecular function: acyltransferase activity, transferring groups other than amino-acyl groups. Lineage: Eukaryota; Viridiplantae; Streptophyta; Magnoliopsida; Solanales; Solanaceae. The record is from RefSeq and is a predicted model, not a curated record.